GCUUCAUGUUACCCGAGCGCUUUCGUGGGAAUCUCGUCCAGGAGCAUAGGGACAUUUUAUUCUUCUAUUUCGAAUCUUAACUUCGUAUUGCGCAUCCAGUUAGUCUAGUCAGGUUUGACGCACAAUGUCGCCCUCUGUCUGUGUGGGUCCAAUUCCAAUCACUGCAUGCCACUACUGGCCGUGGCGUCUCCUGCCUGGAUGUAUAAGCGGCGUAAAGGUAAUCCGGGCUACAUGUGCUGCAGCCUACUGACUGUUUUCGGCGUAAAGCAUAUUUCUUAGCCUGAGAACAAAUAAGUCAAAGCCAGUCCUUUCUCUCCAUAUGAGCUACCCUCCUCAAAGUGCUUGCGACUUUCUUUCUUGAAGAUGCUCCUCUAUCUCUCUCUUCUUUUGGUCACCGUCAGCUACCUUGUAGUUGUGCGGCUUCUCAGAUAUCGGCGCAUUAGUGGACUACAACAGCAGCAUGGCGCAACAUACGUACAAUUUAAAGACCUAAAUUACCGCGAUGCUCAGUUUAUUCUUGGGCAAAUGGGCUUGUACGAGUGUCCUUGGGUCUUCCUUUCCGGGAAAGAUUUUGCAUUCCUCAGGGCCUUUGCGAUUCCAGGCAUCUCGAAGGUCUCGGUAGGGGCAAAAGAGAUGGUCGAUCGUGUCGGAAAACGCUACGCCGAUACCACUGUACUAGUCGGCGAAUUCUUGGUGAACGACAUUGAUAGCGAACGUGCAUGCGUUGCAAUCAACCGUAUGAACUGGAUUCAUUCUCGCUACGGAAAUCGCAUCAAGAUGGAUCAAAUGGUGUAUACACUCUGUUUACUGAUAUGCGAGGCUCUGCAAUGGAUCGACAAGUACGACUGGCGUAAGACGACUGCUCUUGAGAGACAUGCCUCCUGGGUGUUCUGGAACGAAGUAGGCACUCGUAUGGGCCUUACCGGAGUUCCAAAAAGCUUCGAGGAUUGUGCUACCUUCAUUCAAGAAUUCGAAUCGCGGAACAUGGCCCCUUCCGAUGACAACGCCUUGAUUGCGAAAGGUGUUUUCACUCUUUAUGCUUCAACAUUCCCGGCAUUUCUUGCUCCCGUUGUGCGAACCGUCCUAGUGGCCUUCAUGGAUUCGCGCUUAGCUGAUGCAUUCAAACUUUCAAGCCGCCCUACUGCUAUUAUUACAUACGGUCUUCGUUUCCUGUUAGCAUUACGCAAAUAUUUUGUGCGCUACCUGAUGCUACCACGAUACUCAACGCUCCAGGUGUUUGGUGCUGAGAAUGCGGCUGGAUAUCGGCCCAUGAUGUUUUGGGAGAUUGAGCCCUGGUAUGUCCCAUUGUCGGCGCGUUGCACUUGGCUAUACUCAGCAUACACUCACUUCUUCGGCCUUCCUCAGCCUGGUGAUGCAAAGUUCCGACCAGAAGGCUAUAAACUUCACGACAUUGGACCGAAGCAUCUCGAAGGGAAGGGCGGCGAAGAAGUGAUGUCUUUUUUGAGGAGUCAUGGUGGUGCCGCUUUUACCACAUUUGGUCAAUUUUCGAAUCAACUGUGUACUGAUGGAGAUGAAAUCACAAGUGACCCGCAAUUAAUGUGGGCCAGUUGCUGGGAUGCUGUACUUCAAGGUCUAAAUCAUAACUAUCAUGUGUCGUUUGUACAGUUUGCCGUUUAGAAAUCUACGAGGACAAUAUCUCUGAUUACGAGACACUAUGUUAGGAGCAUUUACAUACUUCCCAAGAUGAA
This is a messenger RNA of Paraphaeosphaeria sporulosa, 1709 nucleotides long. RefSeq lists its product as uncharacterized. NCBI's taxonomy places the organism in Eukaryota, Fungi, Ascomycota, Dothideomycetes, Pleosporales, Didymosphaeriaceae. The transcript has 3 exons. The coding region runs from base 364 to 1638 and encodes 424 amino acids. The record is from RefSeq and is a predicted model, not a curated record. Gene Ontology annotation, molecular function: oxidoreductase activity.